Molecule: messenger RNA, 1739 nt
Organism: Selaginella moellendorffii
Lineage: Eukaryota; Viridiplantae; Streptophyta; Lycopodiopsida; Selaginellales; Selaginellaceae
Product: protein FIZZY-RELATED 2
Exons: 10
Coding region: 73-1650 (525 amino acids)
Biological process (GO): positive regulation of ubiquitin protein ligase activity; positive regulation of anaphase-promoting complex-dependent catabolic process; anaphase-promoting complex-dependent catabolic process
Cellular component (GO): anaphase-promoting complex
Molecular function (GO): ubiquitin ligase activator activity; protein binding; anaphase-promoting complex binding
Source: RefSeq, a predicted model, not a curated record
GCGAGCGAAGAGGAAGGGAGGAGCUGGCGCCGCGGGCGCGCCCACAGCCGAGGUGAGACCGCCGGGAUCUACAUGAAGAGGGUCCGUAUGGACUCGGAGAUGGAAGAUUGCGAGGAUUUCUCCGAGGAAAUCAAGGGAUUGGAGGCGGAGUCACCCAGGGCCAAGAUCGCGGCGAGGCGAUCCCUCGUCUUCUCCAGCUCCGGCUUCAAUGCGGGCAAGGUGGAGAGCGCCGCGGCGGUGGCGUCCAGUCCCAAGGUGAAUAGAAUCACAUAUAGUGAUCGCUUCAUCCCCAGCAGGUCGAGCUCCAACCUCACAGGCUUUGCGCUGCUCGAUAAGUCGCCCUCUUCCAACGUGAGUAAUGUCUCUCACGGCAGCGAGACUAGAGAGGACAGCGCCGCUGCUUACUCGAUGCUACUCCGGACGGAGCUCUUUGGCAGCGAUCCCGGGGGGCCUAUGGUGCCAAGCACGCCCGAGAAGCUCCUGGGGGGAUCAUCCAGGGACUCUGCGAGAACUCCGAUGAGCCCGACCAGGAACUUGUUCAGAUUUAAGAACGAGCACCGUGGCGGUGCUGGAGCUUGCGCGUCACCCGAGUCACCAUUUUCUCUCUCGCCGGUUGGCCUGGAUGUUGCUCUUGCUGGAACGGUCACUAGCCCGCGAAAGGCUCCGCGGAAGAUCGCCAGGUCUCCUUACAAGGUGCUGGACGCGCCUGCUCUUCAAGACGACUUUUACUUAAACUUGGUGGAUUGGUCGUCGCUCAAUGUUUUAGCUGUGGGACUUGGACCGUGCGUCUAUCUCUGGAGCGCAUGCACUAGCAAGGUUACGAAGCUUUGUGACUUAAGUCCCAACGAUGGUGUUUGCUCGGUUGGAUGGACGCAACGCGGAACGUAUCUAGCAGUAGGAACGAACCUCGGUGAAGUUCAGAUUUGGGACGCGACACGGUGCAAAAAGGUCAGGACGAUGGGAGGUCACCGAACAAGAGUCGGAACCUUAGCUUGGAGUUCAAACGUCCUCUCGUCUGGCAGUCGUGAUAGGAACAUAUUGCAACGAGAUAUACGAGCCCCGGAGGAUUUUGUCAACAGGCUUGUCGGGCAUAAGUCUGAGGUUUGCGGUCUCAAGUGGUCUUAUGAUGACCGUGAGCUUGCGUCUGGUGGUAAUGAUAAUCAGCUUUUUGUUUGGAAUCAACUAUCUACUCAACCAGUUCUCAAGUUUAGCGAGCACACCGCUGCAGUAAAAGCCAUUGCUUGGUCGCCGCAUCAGCAUGGCUUGCUUGCUUCUGGUGGCGGUACCGCGGAUAGAUGUAUAAGAUUUUGGAACACGGGGACGAGUACACAUUUAAGCUGUGUUGACACUGGUAGUCAGGUUUGCAACUUGGUAUGGUCAAAGAAUGUAAAUGAACUUGUUAGCACCCACGGCUAUUCGCAGAAUCAGAUUAUAGUGUGGAGAUACCCGGCCAUGUCAAAACUUUCUACUCUCACGGGACACUCCUACAGAGUUCUAUAUCUUGCUAUUUCUCCCGAUGGCCAGACAAUUGUCACCGGAGCGGGGGACGAGACAUUACGGUUUUGGAAUGUUUUUCCUUGUCCAAAGUCUCAGCAGAGCGCUGUUCGAAAUACAGGAAUUUGGUCCUUGGGACGAACUCACAUACGGUAGCUGGUGUUUUUAUUGCCAAAAUUUUGGUAGUGUAAGUAUUGUAUGUAUUUCUCCAAGAAAAAGCGGAUAUAUACGUUUUAUUUAUCACA